CUAGCGCACUAAAUAGUACACACAGUAGUCUGUCACUUGUUGCUGAAUAAUAUGAAUCUCAGAAUUUCCUGGCAGUUUUCCAGAUUACAAGCAGCUCGCUGUACGAAUGUAGUGACAAUUCAGUCACUGAUCAGAUAUAUUAUUGUGCAUGUGGUAUGUACUAUUUUGACAUAAUAUGUAGUAAGUUAGUAUGCAGGCUUUCCGGACCAGAUGCUAACUAGCUGUCAAGGCUAACGCGCUAAAUUUGAACCGUAAGUUAGCAUACAAUCCAGAGCACUAGGCUGAGCUGGUUAGCAGGAUUUGUUAGCAUUUAGCAUAUGUGUGUAAUUUCAGUACAAAGAUGCUGCGGACUCGGAGAGCAGUAAUGACAAAGGAGUAUAAGGAACCGACUUCAGACGAUGAACUAAGGCCCAGUGAGUGCGGAGGAACCAGAGGAAUGGCUGCCAGAGAAGGCGACCAGAGGAAGAGGAAGGAUGAAGAAAGGAGAAACAACUGAGAAGAAACCGGUCACUAAACCUAAAGAGCCCAAACCAAAGGCUGAGAGAAAGCCAAGAGCUCCAAGAGCCGUGAAAGUCAAGAAGAGUGUGGAGAAAGAGAAAGGAAAAGAGAAAGAUAAUGCAGGUUUUCAGCAAGAUGAAGCUCCACCACAAGUACAGGUUAAGGAAGAGAGACUUUCCUUCAGCAUGGACAAGAUAUUCAGUACUGAUGCUAUUGCACAUGAAGGGCCAUCUUCCAGUACACAGCUCCCUGGGGUGAAAAAGGAAGAGCCUGAGGAUGACUUUACCUUUGAUGAACCAGUGCGGAAGAAGCAGAAGACCGCAAGUGCGCCUCAGGGCAAAGCGGUCCACAUAAAGAAUGCAAAUACUUUACGGGAUGAAUUGCAGAUGAACUGGGACCCAUUACAGGUUUUAGCUGAGAAGACUGGAGUGGAGCAGUGGGUCUGUGGUAACAUCGCUCAGCUCCUGAGGGACGAGAACACCAUCCCGUUCAUGGUGCGCUACAGGAAAGAGCUUAUAGGACACAUGGAUGGGGACAGUGUGAGGGAUGUGCAGCUCGCUUGGGAGGAACUCUGCUCAUUGGCAAAGAAGUCUCGGACCAUCGCACAAACCCUGAAGAAAGAGGGAAGUUUGACCUCUGAACUUGAGAAAGCUCUGAAGGACUGCAAAAGUGCUGAUGAACUGGACCAUGUGUAUGCUCCAUAUAAGAAGGACAGUAAGCUGUCAAAGGCUCGACGGGCAAAGCAGCUCGGUCUAGAGUCUGCAGCACUGGCUCUUCUACAGACACCUCAAACACUUGAUCUGCGCUCAUGGAUUCAGCCCGGCACCAAAGGUUUGUCCACUCUUGAGGAGGUUGCCACAGGUGUCGAGCAAAUUCUAGCCGACAUGAUCGCUAAAGACAGCGAGACACUGACCUACAUCCGUUCACUGUGUGAGCGAAGUGAUCUCAAAAUCCAAUCUUCUGUGUCUAAAACGGCACUUAAAGAGCAGCAGCAGGCAGAUCAGAAGAGCAAACCUAAAGACAUUUCCAAAUUCAGCCUGUACAGUUCAUUCUGUUGUAGCGUGCAGAGAAUCCAACACCAUCAGACACUGGCCAUUAACCGAGGAGAGAAUCUGAAGAUUCUGUCAGUGAAGGUUAACAUCCCUGACUGGGUGAAGGCUGAAUUCUGUAGGUGGUGUGUCAACGUCAGGUGGAGGCCUCAGGUGUUUGCACGUCCUGAGCUGAUGAAAAUUUUAAAUAGUGCUGUAGAGGACUCGUACAAGAGACUUCUAUUGCCCAUGCUCAGCAGAAGCUAUAGGACCAAACUGACCACUAGUGCGGAGAAGGAGUCUGUUGCUAUGUUUGUGCGUAAUCUCCGGCAGAGGCUCUUGGUGUGCCCUGUACGCGGACGUGUCCUAAUGGGUGUAGAUCCUGGAUAUCGGCAUGGCUGCAAACUGGCAAUCCUCUCCCCCACCAGUCAGAUCCUGCACACAGAUGUGGUGUAUCUGCAUGGCUCAGGCAGGAAAAGAGAGGCUGACAAACUGCGCCACCUCAUGCUUAAACAUAGCUGCCAGACUGUUGUCAUAGGAAAUGGCACCGCAUGCAGGGAGACGGAGUCUUUCUUUGCUGAUCUCAUCAAAAGUGGCUUUUUCAAACCUUUGGACGUGUCCUACUGUAUCACUAAUGAAGCUGGAGCAUCCGUCUACAGCGUCAGUCCAGAAGCCGUCAAAGAGAUGCCAGACAUGGAUCCAAACCUGAGGAGUGCAGUGUCGAUUGGACGACGUGUUCAGGACCCUUUGGCUGAGCUGGUCAAGAUUGACCCUAAACACAUCGGCAUCGGGACUUACCAGCACGACGUGUCCCAGACCUUGCUGAGGUCCGCGCUGGACAGCGUGGUGCAGGAGUGUGUGAGCUUCGUGGGAGUGGACAUCAACAUCUGUUCUGAGACAUUGAUGAGGCACGUUGCAGGUCUGAAUGCAGGCCGGGCACGAAGCAUAGCGGAGUGGCGAGAAAAGAACGGGCCUUUUUUCAACCGAGAGCAACUGAAGCUGGUCAAAGGCCUUGGCCCAAAGAGCUUCCAGCAAUCCGCUGGCUUCAUCCGCAUCAACCCAGAGACUGCACAAAGCUUUGGCUCAGGUGAAAAUGCCAACUCUGCAACUGCCGAGAAGUCAACAGCUAAGAAGAGCAAAGGCAUAUGCAACAAAAUUAAUCCUCUGGACCAAACGUGCAUCCAUCCUGAGUCAUACAGCAUUGCCAUGAGGUUUUUAUCUCAGAUUGGUGGUAAUUUGGAUCAGCUUGGCAGUGCUGAGCUCCAGCAGCAAGUUAAAAGCUCAGUUAUGAGCAGUGGUCUGGAGUGUUUGGCCCAGUCCCUCAACACCUGCCCUGAAACUUUGCAGCUUAUCGUGGAUGGCCUCACUCAACCACCUGGCUUUGACAUUCGUCAAGACUUUGAGCAAGCGGACUUUAAACAGAGCAUUGUGUCCAUGAGCGAUCUCUAUGUGGGCACAGUUCUAACAGGGCGUGUGGAAAACACCGCUUUAUUUGGGGCAUUCGUGGACAUCGGAGUGGGCCAAUCAGGUCUCAUCCCAAAGAGCUUCAUCACUCCAGAUAAACUACCUGUUGACAAGAGGCGAAGAAGUCUUGCUAUAGGACCCGGAGAGCGUGUUGAAGUUCGCGUUAUUAAUGUGGAUCUUCAAAGAAAGCGGAUCACAUUGGACCUAAUCAGGGUUCUCAUUUAGGCUUCCCAGAUUAAAGUAAACAUUUGAUAUUCUUCUUUUAACAUUUAUGGUUUAUAAUUCACAUUCACACAGAGGCCUGGUCUGCAAAAGUUUUUUUUUUCUUUUUUUUUUUUCAAUAAGAGACAGAGAAAU
Tachysurus vachellii is the source of this 3347-nucleotide messenger RNA. It is a transcript of the gene srbd1, whose product is annotated as S1 RNA binding domain 1. Gene Ontology annotation, molecular function: structural constituent of ribosome; mRNA binding. Gene Ontology annotation, biological process: translation; nucleobase-containing compound metabolic process. Lineage: Eukaryota; Metazoa; Chordata; Actinopteri; Siluriformes; Bagridae. Bases 474 to 3215 code for a protein of 913 amino acids. The transcript is spliced from 20 exons. The record is from RefSeq and is a predicted model, not a curated record.